This is a messenger RNA of Meyerozyma guilliermondii ATCC 6260, 741 nucleotides long. RefSeq lists its product as uncharacterized. Bases 1 to 741 code for a protein of 246 amino acids. The transcript has a single exon. NCBI's taxonomy places the organism in Eukaryota, Fungi, Ascomycota, Pichiomycetes, Serinales, Debaryomycetaceae. Gene Ontology annotation, biological process: spliceosomal snRNP assembly. Gene Ontology annotation, cellular component: SMN complex; nucleus. The record is from RefSeq and is a predicted model, not a curated record.
AUGAGCAAACGAAUCGGCGAAGCAAGGUCGGGAGUCCUGAAGCGAGCCAGAGAAUCAGAAGACGAUGCAAAUAUAGGAAAAUAUACCCAGGGCCCGUUAGAUGAGGCUUUUGGGUCGCAUCCAGUGCUCCCUAUGGAGGGUGACUCUGAUGUGACAAACUACUUGAAGGAAGUUCGACGAGAGGCAUUGAGUGAUGAAACUGUGGUAUUUGCGACAAGAGACCGAAAUAUAUCAAAAAGCUCGACUCUUACAAAUGAUAAACCUGAAUCUAAUAAAAAAUUUCAAAUAUGGGCCAAAACGGUGAUGGACAAAUUUAUGGACCAGAAAACUGAUAUGAAACAGUCACAACAAAAAAACUCCUAUACUUAUCCGGACACCUCUGUGGAAUGGAGAACUCUCAUUAUGGGCUCGGAACCACCAGAACAUACCUAUUUCAUGGCUCUUACUCACUCCUCCGUGGUGAAACUUAUUGUCUAUGCCACUAAAUGGCUCAGUGCCAAAACCUCUCCAAACCUCUCCUUAUGGCUAUUCACUCUUCUAGUGCGCUUGGACACACCAUUAGACUACUCAGAGACUGCUGUCUUACGAGAAACUGCCAAAAAAGCUAUCCGAAUCUACACCAGAGCCAACCACCAACUCGACUCUACUACAAAGUACACAUUUGCUUAUUUGGUGGCCAUAAUUGGCAUAUACUAUGGCCAACAAGACCUCCUUCACGAAAUUGACACAAUUGACCUAUAA